GCGUGUGGGCCCUUGAACCCAGCCUUCUUUUCCUCUUGUCGUGCCUUGCCUUCUGUAUAAGCGGCCACACUUUCUCCCUGGCAGCCUUAUCCUGCGGUAUCAGAGCCUCUUUGAUGCGGAGCUUCUUCUCGUCCAGAAACGUGUUCCCCUUGGUCAUUUUCCAGAUUAUGUCCCUGUAAUGGCGCAUAGUUAAGCGCAAAAUGAUAUUGCGAGGUGGUCCAUCAUAUCUUCGUUUCCCAAGUCGAUCACGUCUCUUAGCUUGUCUUUGAUGCACGGAGUCACCUUUCCCAGGAUAUUAAUGACUGCUUCCCUAAUAUUCCUCUACCUCUUUUACACCUUGGAUUUUCAGAUUCCACCUGCGAAAGUACCUUUGAAGUUCAGCUACAUUCUCACAGGUCAUUAUUUGGGGGUUGCAGUUUCUAAAACUCAUUCUCUAGGAACGUUAUAUUUUCCUCGUUUUCGCUCACAAUUUUGUGAAGCUGACUGACAGUUUCUGACAACUGAUCGAUCUGGAUUGGAUUGCAGAGAAAAGUUCAGACAUGGAAAUGUCUUACUUUUUUCACCGGUGGAUUUUUAAUUGGAGUCUGAGGUAAAAAGGUCGCAGGACUUUCGUCCUGGUCUGUUUUGUUCUUUCUCUUGCUUGAGCUCGCAGCAUCUUGUGUAUCCAUGCUGCUUUGGUUCUCGUCGUGGCCAGCUAGCAUGUCUGCCGUCUUCUGUGAGGCUUGGAUAUUCCGUUUAUUAUUGUCUUUCUGUCGUGUUCUUCCAAUUCAACUUGACAAAAACGAAAUCUAAACUUAUCCUAUGCCGCUAAAACAAGUUGUAGUUAGUUUCUUUCAACAGUGAUAGCCAAUGAAAGACUGUUAAAACCACUUAACCCUCAAUGUUGCUUUGACAAGCGAGAGAACACGCCCUCAGCGACGCCAUCUUGGACAUCCUGAGGAAUCUACUUCGAGACUGUGGUGUGUUCAUCUCAAUACUUCAAAACUCCUAAACACGUCACAAAUCUGGUACGUGGGUCUUUCCAGUGAGUUGGGGAAGAAUGAGGAACCAUGGCACAGUUUGAAAGCCUGAUAUGGACUAUACCUAUUAUAUUGGUGCUUGAAAGCAUUGGAUCCUGUAUUGCAUGUGGUAGAGCUGAGUACAGAAUAAGGGAUGAAUGUUGUCCCAUGUGUUCACCAGGAAAUCGUGUACAUAGGCAUUGUACUGAAUUCACCAGUACCAGCUGUGUGCCCUGUGUUGAUUCUACUUUCCUUGAUGAGCCCAAUGGUCUCAUAAAAUGCAAAGUGUGUACCAACUGUGAUCCAGGUUUGGGUUUGAAGGUAAAGCAGCCAUGUACACCUUCAUCAGACACUGUCUGUGGGACACUGGAGGGGUUCUACUGUCUAGACCCAACUAAGGAUGGUUGUAGAGCAGCCCAGAGACACAGCGGCUGUGAACCUGGUCAAUACAUCAGUCACACAGGAACAACAUCUACAGAUACUGUGUGUGCUAUCUGCCCUGAUAAAACUCAUUCAGAUGGAUCAUUAACAUCUUGUCAACCACAUACAGAAUGUGAAUUCUUGGAAAUUAAACCAGGAACUCCUUUUUCGGAUUCAGAAUGUGGAGUAUCCUCACUUCCCACAGUUGAAAUCAUAGCUGGUGUUCUGAUAGGUGUUCUAUUUUUUCUGACCAUAGCUGGUGUUUGUUUAUUUAUGAGAAGAAGAAAAAUGGUGAGAACAAGACAAAACAUAGCCCAUCAAAUACCUACACAGGCAUCCCCAGAUCAGGAAAUAUCAAUGCUGCCUGGGGGAAACGAUUCGAGCCCCCGUCACAGUCAGGGAGUCAACGUUGUGUAAUCUGGCUGUUCCAGCCAUCUAUAGUAAAUCUUAACACUACAUGUUAAAUUUCAUAUUGUAGAAUCUGGUUGGUAUAAGGACCACUGUGUCUUUGUAUCACAUGGGGAUGUUUGAAACUUACUCCUCAGCCUGAACUGUCCCCACUUGGGUCACCGAAUAGCUAGCUUUUCAUGUGGGCACCACUGGUAAGAUGCUUCGGAAGGGUGGUCACAUAUCAGCUUCUGCCUACAUCCUACAGACUGGUCUAAAAUGGAAAGGAGCAUGUGAUGAGUAUAAAUUAGCUUCACAUUGCUAGGAAACAGCUUCAGUAGCUGAGAACCCUCUGCUCUGCCUACAGACUGGUCUAAAAUGGAAAGGAGCAUGUGAUGAGUAUAAAUUAGCUUCACCUUGCUAGGUAACAGCUUCAGUAGCUGAGAACCCUCUGCUCUUCCCAGGGGAAAGUCAAAUGUGUGUAUAACUUCAGGACCACAACAUUUAUGUCAGCCCAGACUAUGGAACUCCAAAUGGGACUUGAAAAUAUCUUGAGACACAGAUUACUGGAUACUGGUGCAGGAUGCAGCUUUCGCUUGGGGAAGGUUCCCCAGAAAUGAGAAACAUCAUCAAAAGGGUGGGAAGGAAAAUUCAAAUGGAUAACUUUUCUACAAUCUUUGCUUUAUCUAAUCCAAUGCAAUAAUGUUAAGAUAUGAUUGACGGUUGGUUGUAUAAUGAGUGUGGUCUCCUGUUUCGCCACACAGAUGUUUACUAUUGACUACUGAGGUAUUCUGUAUGUGAAACUGUCUGCAAUUGCAUUUUAUUACUAAAGCGUUUUAUACCAAGGU
Oncorhynchus mykiss (rainbow trout) is the source of this 2653-nucleotide messenger RNA. The record is from RefSeq and is a predicted model, not a curated record. Lineage: Eukaryota; Metazoa; Chordata; Actinopteri; Salmoniformes; Salmonidae.